This is a messenger RNA of Saitoella complicata NRRL Y-17804, 1080 nucleotides long. RefSeq lists its product as uncharacterized. The coding region runs from base 69 to 905 and encodes 278 amino acids. The transcript is spliced from 2 exons. The record is from RefSeq and is a predicted model, not a curated record. NCBI's taxonomy places the organism in Eukaryota, Fungi, Ascomycota, Saitoellomycetes, Saitoellales, Saitoellaceae.
CGAUUGAGCAUUCAACACCCCUUCUAUACCUUACGGUCAACCGUGUGACACUUCUCCUUGAUCUGAAGAUGUCAAAAUCCAAAGCUAACCUCAAAGGCAAGUUCCAAACCCGUACCACCCACACAACCUUCGGCGCAAACUCCUCCCACCACCCCCCCUCCCUCCGCUACACCUGCAUCCACUGCCGCCUCUCCAAACCCACCUCCCAAUUCUCCCUCACCCAACUCCAAAAACACGAAAACUCGGGCCAAGGGAUGCAUUGUAAGGGAUGUACACCGAAACAGGUUACGAGUUUAAGUUGUGUGGUGUGUGGGCGACGAAUGGGGUUGGAGAGGUUUGCGAAGAGUCAGAGGAAGAAUGUGGGGGGGAUGGAGUGUCGGUGUUUGGAGUGUGUUGCUAAGCAUCAUGAGGAUCCUGAGGAUUUGUUUGAUGACUCUGACGAUGGCGCUGGCGCUGGCUGUGGGUAUAGCGACGGGGAGGAGGUGUUUGAAGACGAACCCUGGAUGACAGCAGCUCGAGCCGGAUCCCCCCGCACCACCACCACUACCGCCCCCGCUGAUGACUCCGAAGACGAUACAGCCUCUGCUUUUCCUUCUGUAUCAGGAAGCCGCUCAGCCUCCUUCUCCCGCCAAGCCCACUCAACCUCCCGUGCCUCCUCUACUGCCCCUGCGAAUGGGCCGCAGAUGGCGGAAUGGGCAACCGUCGUCACGCGUAAACUCAAAAAGGGCGAAUCCGAAGGCGGAUACGUUUCCGGCGGUAGUGGAGCUGGGAGUGGUAAGGGUGGAAGCGCUGGGGGGGAGAAUAGUGGGUGGAAAGAUCCGAGGUUGACGACGUAUGAUGGGGAGAAGUAUAAUGUGUAUGGGGAGAAGAGGAAGGGGAAGAAGUGGGGGGCGAAGGGGUUCUGAGUGAAUGUGGGGAGAUAAUGAGUGUUGUUCGGCGUUGGUGAAUGUUGUUGUUUUUUUUGGGUGGAGCGAGCGUUAUUAUAUUAUUGGUGAGGCGUGUAUGAUCAUGAGGGAGCUUUUGUGUACCGUGUCGGAAUUCGGGUGUAGGAAGGAGUAUUGCUGAUUUGUUUGCGCGUGG